Messenger RNA from Lolium perenne, 2533 nucleotides. RefSeq names its product subtilisin-like protease SBT1.8. Lineage: Eukaryota; Viridiplantae; Streptophyta; Magnoliopsida; Poales; Poaceae. Gene Ontology annotation, biological process: proteolysis. The record is from RefSeq and is a predicted model, not a curated record. Gene Ontology annotation, molecular function: serine-type endopeptidase activity.
CAUUCAUUCCUCCACCACAAGCUCACACACGACACAAGCACCAACAAUGGCUUCCACACUCUCAGUCCUCUUGCACUGCACUUUGCUAGUUCUCCUCCUUGCUCAGCCCACGCACUCAUCCACCAUCCAGAAGCCUAAGGAUGCCACUGCCGAGCAGAAGCCUCGUUCUUCGAGCUCCCACACCUACAUCAUCCAGACCAACCACCUGGCCAAGCCGUCCCAGUUCGCCACCCUCGAGCGGUGGUACAGUUCCAUGGUGGCCACUCACUCGCCCCGUGCCGCCAUGAACUCCUCCAGUCGCCUCCUGCACACCUACGGCACGGUGAUGCACGGGUUCGCUGUGCGCCUCACGGAGGAAGAGUCCCGGCGCAUGUCGAGCAACCCUGGCGUGUCCGGCGUCUACGAGGACGCGCCCUACUUCACGAAGACGACGAGAUCGCCGGGCUUCAUCGGCCUCCACGAGGAGCUCGGCGCUUGGCCGGAGUCGGAGUUCGGCGACGGCAUAGUCAUCGGCUUCGUCGACACCGGCAUCUGGCCGGAGCGCGCCAGCUUCAACGACAGUGGGCUCGGCCCCGUCCGGUCCAGCUGGAAGGGCAAGUGCGUGGACGCCGAGGGCUUCAACGCCAGCUUGUGCAACAACAAGCUGGUGGGUGCCAAGGCCUUCAUCGCGGAGCACGGCGGCGCCCUCACUCCAAGGGACAAGGUCGGCCACGUGACCCACGUGUCCGGUACCGCCGCCGGAUCCAAGGUACGUGGCGCCAGCCUAUCCGGGUUUUCGCGCGGCACCGCUUGGGGCGUGGCGCCCAGAGCACGGGUGGCGAUCUACAAGGCGUGUGCUGGGUUCAUCUGUCGAGCGUCGAGCAUCGCCGCGGCCAUCGACGCCGCGGUGAGCGACGGCGUCGACGUUCUGUCUCUGUCGCUCGGGGGCCCCGCAUCCCCCUUGCACGAAGACGUUGUCGCCAUCGCCACGUUCGGUGCGCAGCGCAGAGGUGUCUUCGUCGUCCUCGCGGGCGGCAACAGUGGACCGAAUGCAUCGAGCGUCGUCAACGUCGCGCCGUGGAUGACCACCGUCGGCGCCGCCACCACUGACCGGGUGUUUCCGGCGAAGCUCCUGCUCGGGAACGGGGAUGUCCUCACCGGGCAGUCCCUGUACACCUUGAAGGCGCGGGCGGCGCUGACGAGCGCCGUGCCGCUCGUGAGCAGCCCCUGCGGCAUGGAUGACCUGAAGCCCGAGAAGGUCAUGGGUAAGAUGAUGGUGUGCUCGAAGAAUGCCUGGAGGUGGAGGGGCAUGUCUAUCAUCCAUGGUCCACCAGGGGAUGUCUCGGUGGACGAUCAUGAAUGGUUUAGGGACGCCGUCGUGGCUGAACCCUUCACGCUCCCCGGCCUCGUCCUCGGCUACGCCGCGGGAAAGAAGCUGUUCGCCUACAUCUCGUCGGUGCCCUACCCGGUGGCUUCCUUCAGUUUCUCCUGCGACACGGUCACGGGCCAGAACCGGGCGCCGAUGGUGGCGGGGUUCUCCUCGCGUGGCCCCAGCAAGUUUGUGCCCGAGAUCUUGAAGCCGGACGUCGUCGCGCCGGGUGUGAACAUCCUGGCCGCUUGGUCCGGUGAGUCGGAGUACAACAUCGUCUCGGGCACGUCCAUGGCUUGCCCGCACGUCGCAGGCGUCGCGGCGCUGAUCAAGAAGAGGCACGGCGACUGGACCCCGGCCAUGGUGCGGUCAGCGAUCAUGACGACCGCCACAACGCUCGACAACUUCGGCAAGCCGAUCCUCGACAACGGCGUCGGCAAGGACGGCCGUGGCGCCACGUACGCUACUCCUCUAGUGGCCGGUGCCGGGUUCGUCCUCCCGGCGCUCGCGAUGGACCCGGGGUUGGUGUACGACGCCGGCACGCAGGACUACAUCGGCUUCCUCUGUAGCCUCAACUACACGGUGAAUCAGGUGCGCCGGUUCGUCCCCGAGACGACCAGCUGCCCGACGACGCUCCUCGGCGGCGUUGCAAACCUGAACCACCCGUCAAUGGUGGUGACCUUCAGGGCUGGCAGCCGCGUCCGCACACUGACGCGGACGCUGACCAAGGUGUCAGAGGAUCCUGAGACCUACACGGCGGAGUUCGCGGCGCCUGAAGGCGUCACUGUGGCCGUCACGCCCAGGACGCUGGAAUUCAGGCACAAGAAGGAGAAGCUGAGCUACACCGUGGAGUUCAGGAGUGACGUCAAGCCGGCCGGGGCCUGGGACUUUGGCCACAUCAUCUGGAGUAACAAGAAUCAUCAUCAGGUUAGGAGCCCCGUAGCCUUCAACUGGCAGAGUUGAUGGAUGGCUGAGCACACUGAAAUCUAGAUGAUCGAUCGGUGUUCUAGUUCAGGGCUCUCUUCUUCCCUUUCAUCACCUGCACUUUACUUUCCUACAAAGCUGGUAUUGCACACCUAUGGUGGCGCUACGGACCAGCAGUUAGCUAAGCGUCUUUGUUAAUUCUCGUCAAACCCUGUAACACCGAUCAGUUGGUAUGUGCUUGUCUAAGUUCACCGUUGUUUC